Monosiga brevicollis MX1 is the source of this 850-nucleotide messenger RNA. RefSeq lists its product as uncharacterized. The record is from RefSeq and is a predicted model, not a curated record. The coding region runs from base 125 to 850 and encodes 241 amino acids. The transcript has 4 exons. Gene Ontology annotation, biological process: mitochondrial electron transport, NADH to ubiquinone; mitochondrial respiratory chain complex I assembly. Gene Ontology annotation, cellular component: mitochondrion. NCBI's taxonomy places the organism in Eukaryota, Choanoflagellata, Craspedida, Salpingoecidae.
GCUCUCUCGCUCUCUCUCGCUCUCUCUCUCUCGCGCUCUCUCUCUCUCGUGUGUUCGAGGUGGUGGCAGGUCUGGCUCCGACUUGGGGAGACUUGGGGACGGUGGCAGACAGCAUACAGAUAGCAUGUUGAAGCUUUUACAACGUUUUUUCAAGGCGGAUGCCUUGACGGCCAAUACGGGUCAUCGUGUGCUCUUCGAUUUGACCCUCCCUGAGACGCUCAAAAAGUUUAUGGUCGCCACGGACAAGGACUUUUUUGGGGGCUUUAGCGAAGCACAAGUGGAACACCACCCGGAUGGCUUUGCAAGAUUCAAAGGACACCUGUCAACAACCAUUCCCGAAGGCUCCAAAAUGGAACGUAGUGGCUUUGCGCUGUUGCGCUCGCGCUCUCAGCAGAUGCGUCGAAUUGACAGUCCGUAUCUGGAUAUUGGGGACACCAAUACGCUCGAAUUUGAGGUGCGCGGCGAUGGCCGUCCUUACAUUAUCAAUUUGCAGUCAUCCUCACUCCACGACGAGGACCUUUACCAAGCUUUCUUGUAUACCCGGGGCGGGCCUCAUUGGCAAACGGUGCAGAUCCCGCUAGCUGACUUUCUGCUGACGCACAUGGGCUACGUUCAGAAUGAACAAACGCUGCUUUCCCAUGAGAGGAUCCGAACCAUCGGCUUCCUGCUUGCCGAUCAAACUGACGGGCCUUUUCAGCUUGACGUCAGGCGUAUUUCCGCCACCACCCACCGCAAACAAAUCACCCGUUUGGAUGUCAACGGUGCACAGAUGACAAGUCCGCUUCCAAAGGACCCAUCUCGUGCAUCAGAAGCAACAAAUCAGACAGAAGAAGAAAAAGGCGGUCGUUGA